GAGGUGUUUUCUCCAAAGCCGUCUCAGAGGAUGCGUACUGUUGAGGGGCCUGGUUCAGACUAAAACAGUCUUUUUGAAGUUAGGUUAAAGUCACACACAAAAAAUUGUACUAGGGACUUGAAGAAGAAUUUUGUUAUGUGACUUGAAGAACUGGUUGACUGAUAGUUUCACACUUUGCAGAACGGCAACCAGUGACAGAUGAGGGUGUUUGUGAACCGAAGUUUAGCCAUGGAAAAAAUAAAGUGUUUUGGUUUUGAUAUGGAUUAUACACUUGCUGGAGAGCCAGUGUAACUCCUUCAAGACUGGAGUGACACUCUGCAUCUGCGUCUGCCUCGUGUGAGUUCUCAUUUUGGCAGCAGCACUCUGCUAGGCUGGAACCUCUGUCGAGUGUACAAGUCCCCGGAGUAUGAGUCCCUUGGCUUUGAGCUUACUGUGGAGAGAUUAGUUUCUAUUGGCUAUCCUCAGGAGCUGCUCAGCUUUGCUUACGAUUCUACAUUCCCUACCAGGGGACUUGUCUUUGACACACUAUAUGGAAAUCUUUUGAAAGUUGAUGCCUAUGGAAAUCUCUUGGUCUGUGCACAUGGAUUUAACUUCAUAAGGGGACCAGAAACUAGAGAGCAGUACCCAAAUAAAUUUAUCCAACGAGAUGACACUGAAAGAUUUUACAUUCUGAACACACUGUUCAACCUACCAGAGACCUACCUGUUGGCCUGCCUAGUAGAUUUUUUUACUAAUUGUCCCAGAUACACCAGCUGUGAAACAGGAUUUAAAGAUGGGGACCUCUUCAUGUCUUACCGGAGUAUGUUUCAGGAUGUAAGAGAUGCUGUUGACUGGGUUCAUUACAAGGGCUCUCUUAAGGAAAAGACACUCGAAAAUCUUGAGAAGUAUGUAGUCAAAGAUGGAAAACUGCCUUUGCUUCUGAGCCGGAUGAAAGAAGUAGGGAAAGUGUUUCUUGCCACCAACAGCGACUAUAAAUAUACAGAUAAAAUUAUGACUUACCUGUUUGAUUUUCCACAUGGCCCCAAGCCUGGGAGCUCCCAUCGACCAUGGCAGUCCUACUUUGACCUGAUCUUGGUGGAUGCACGGAAACCACUCUUUUUUGGAGAAGGCACUGUACUGCGUCAGGUGGAUACUAAAACUGGCAAGCUGAAAAUUGGUACCUACACAGGCCCCUUACAGCAUGGCAUAGUCUACUCAGGAGGUUCAUCUGAUACAAUCUGUGAUCUGUUGGGAGCCAAGGGCAAGGACAUUCUGUAUAUUGGAGAUCACAUUUUUGGGGACAUUCUAAAAUCAAAGAAACGACAAGGGUGGCGAACUUUCUUGGUCAUUCCUGAACUUGCACAGGAGCUGCAUGUCUGGACUGAUAAGAGUUCCCUUUUCGAAGAACUUCAGAGCUUGGAUGUUUUCUUGGCUGAACUCUACAAGCACCUUGACAGCAGCAGCAAUGAGCGCCCAGACAUUAGCUCCAUCCAGAGACGUAUUAAGAAAGUAACUCAUGACAUGGACAUGUGCUAUGGGAUGAUGGGAAGCCUGUUUCGCAGUGGCUCCCGGCAGACCCUCUUUGCCAGUCAGGUGAUGCGUUAUGCUGAUCUCUAUGCAGCAUCUUUCAUCAAUCUGCUGUAUUACCCAUUCAGCUACCUCUUCAGAGCUGCCCACGUCUUGAUGCCUCAUGAAUCAACGGUGGAGCACAUACACGUAGAUAUCAAUGAGAUGGAGUCCCCCCUUGCCACCCGGAACCGCACAUCAGUGGAUUUCAAAGACACCGACUACAAGCGGCACCAGUUGACACGGUCAAUUAGUGAGAUUAAACCUCCCAACCUCUUCCCACUGGCCCCCCAGGAAAUUACACACUGCCAUGAUGAAGAUGAUGAUGAGGAGGAGGAGGAGGAAGAGGAGGAGGAAGAAUAAGGAGGAAAACCAAAACUCUGAGCGCCCAUUAAACAAGUUCACGGGACUCUCAGGAGCAAAGGAUGUUCUUCUGUGGGUUCUCGUUGGGGGGGAGCUCCAUCAAAGGUAUAUCUGGAAAGGUUCUGAAGACUUUAAAUAUUCUAAUCAUAGGGACAUACUUGUAUUAGUUUUGUGUGUCUGCACUCUUUGCAGAUGGUUCAAAAUAGUAAUGGAGUCUGUAUUGGAAGUGAGGGUAAACCCAGGCUGAACUGCAUGCAGAUGGCUCCAUCGUGGCUUGUGACACUGUUUCCUUGUCUUAUUUCAUCAUCAUUAUGUUGUAGUGUAUCUCGAUACACUAAGGGUGGUGAAGGGUCUCAGAGUAAAGCAAGGAGGACGAUGGGAAGAGGUCAUCCAAAAACACUGUUAUGUCACAAAUUGUGCUCUUACUCCAAAAUUCAUCUUUUUCAGUGCAUUACACAGUAUUGUAUAUCCGUGGCGAAAUAUAUUGUUUCCAUUAUUAAAUGUAGUCUUCUGUUAAGGUCCAGGUUCCUUUUACAAGCCUUUAAGUGUCCUCAGUAAUUCUGGUAAGGCUGCUGUCUGUCAGUGGCUUUGCAGAAGUGUUCUCUACUUGCUGUAGGGCUGGUCUAAAAUGGACUGCAACAAUUUCAUUUUGAGGUAGAAGUCUUCAUCCUUUUCUACAGUUUUUUGAUUAAUAGCGAAAAUGUUUAUGUUAUCCAAACACAUAAUCUUUUUUUCAUCUGGGAUAAAUCCAAAGGCAGAAUUUAGCUGAAAGAGGACAAAGGAGCAAGCCCCCCCCCCCCCCAAAAAGAAAAAGGGGAACCUUCUUCUAUUACAGCAUAAUGAGUAAAAUUCAUUAGUAGGGACUAUGUUGUGUUGCUCAUGCCAACCCAUUCCAGCCUUCUCUAUCCUGUAGGGUUGACUGCUGUAUUUCAGAGUGAGCAUUAGAGGGUAGGAAGAGGGCUCUGUAAGCCAGAACCUUUCUAUGAAGCAGAGGGCACAAUCCAUGUGAAUAAAUUCACUUCAGAAUCCCAAGUGAAACCACUUCUUGUCGUUUUGAGCAAGAAUGGAUCAUUACUGUAUACUUUAGGGUAUUACCAGUACAGUGAAAGUUGUUAAAACAUUUUUAACAGUGGUGUACACUCUUACUUUAAACUUCAUAGAUUUCUUCAUUCUUAUUGUUAUUGGUCAACACAGGAGGGUAGAUUAGCUGCUCUAGAAUUCAAUAAAGUAUAAUAUUUAUAAUA
This is a messenger RNA of Equus caballus (horse), 3152 nucleotides long. It is a transcript of the gene NT5C2, whose product is annotated as 5'-nucleotidase, cytosolic II. Gene Ontology annotation, biological process: IMP metabolic process; adenosine metabolic process. The record is from RefSeq and is a predicted model, not a curated record. Gene Ontology annotation, molecular function: 5'-nucleotidase activity. Lineage: Eukaryota; Metazoa; Chordata; Mammalia; Perissodactyla; Equidae.